Erinaceus europaeus (western European hedgehog) is the source of this 1405-nucleotide messenger RNA. RefSeq names its product mesoderm posterior bHLH transcription factor 1 (gene MESP1). Gene Ontology annotation, cellular component: nucleus. The transcript has 2 exons. Lineage: Eukaryota; Metazoa; Chordata; Mammalia; Eulipotyphla; Erinaceidae. Gene Ontology annotation, molecular function: RNA polymerase II cis-regulatory region sequence-specific DNA binding; protein dimerization activity; DNA-binding transcription factor activity, RNA polymerase II-specific. The record is from RefSeq and is a predicted model, not a curated record. Gene Ontology annotation, biological process: somite rostral/caudal axis specification; heart morphogenesis; regulation of transcription by RNA polymerase II. Bases 1 to 459 code for a protein of 152 amino acids.
AUGGGCGACACCGGGGCGCCCCGGCCCGCGCCCGCCCGCUUUGAAGUGCUGAUGCGGCGGGGAAGCGAACGGCGCGAGAAGCUGCGCAUGCGCAUCCGCGCGCUGCACGAGCUGCGCCGCUUCCUGCCGCCGUCGGUGGCGCCGGCCGGCCAGAGCCUGACCAAGAUCGAGACGCUGCGCCUGGCCAUCCGCUACAUCGGCCACCUGUCGGCCGUGCUGGGGCUGGGCGACGACGGCCUGCAACGCCGGCGCCCCCCACCGGGCUGCCCUCUGUGCCCCGACGGCAGCUCUGCGCAGGCGCAGACUUUCAUGCAGGCGCACACGCUGACGCAAGCGCAGACGCGGACGCAGAUGCUGACGCAGGCGCAGGCGCUGACGCAGGCGCACAUGUGCAGCCCCAGCUUGGGCGUCCCUGCGGGGGCGUCUUGGGAAGCCCAUCCCGCCGGCCCGGACCCCUAGCGGCGCCCUACGCGGAGGUGUCUUUGCCCCGAGGACCCGGCGAUCGAGCUGGCCCCCUAGUCCUUGGUCAAUACUUCCUGCCUCGGCGGCGGGCUCUCGGGCCCCGCUGACCGCCCCGUGUGCUCGCAGCUCUGCGCCGGCGACGUGCCGGGCCUGCUGGACACCUGGAUGCCCGCCGAGUGACCUCCCGGCGGCGGCGGCGACGACUCCCCGCAGGCGCCCCGUCCGCGAGCACCGGUGUCUCUGCGGCCUCCACCCCGGGGUCUGUCCAGACCCUUCGUGGGGGCCCCGGCGCUCCCAGGACGGGUCCCUCCGGGCGGAGACGCCGCCCCGUUACGUUUAUUGACUCGUGAAUAAACGACUGUGCUGGCGCCGCCCCGCAGUGCCUCCCCCGGGGCCUGGGGGUCGGGAGGGCGCCCGACCGUCGCGCCCUAAGGCCUGUCGCCUCUCAGAACCCGGGCGGCGGGGCGGCCAUGGCCUCAGUGACAGCGCGUCUCCUUAGUGGCCGCUGGACGCGUUUCCCACCUGCAGCGGCCCUGGACUGGAGCCGGGCUCUGGCCCGGGCCGAGGCACUUCGUGCCCUUCUCUCUCCCUCUCGCCGCCCCUCCCGCCCCUCUGCGGCGCCCAGGGCCGCCCGUCCGGGUCAUCCACACGGCUGACCUGGAACCUGGCCACACCCCGUCAGCACCGGCUGCUUGGCUGAAGCUGGGGGGCACCGGGAAAGGGGGGUCGGGGGCGCUUGCUCGCCCUGGGCCCAAGGCCUCCCAGCUCUCCUUUCAGCCCCUUGGUGACUUUGAAACCAGGUACCUGGGGCGGGGACAGGUGCAGGCCAGAGCUGAGCUGUGCUCGGUCAAAGAAAGACGCCUCCUUGACCCCUGUGCUCUUACAGCAGCUUUUUGCUGACAUACCUCACAUGCCAUAAAAAUUCACCCUUUAAAGCAAACAA